This is a messenger RNA of Linum trigynum, 291 nucleotides long. NCBI's taxonomy places the organism in Eukaryota, Viridiplantae, Streptophyta, Magnoliopsida, Malpighiales, Linaceae. The record is from the annotation of a GenBank genome assembly.
AUGCCGGCGCGUUCAAGGGUAAGACGCCGUCGGGGUGGAACGAGCGGCUGUGGAAGAAGAUCUGCGGGGGCGCGGGGCAGGGCUUUUGACUGGGACUGGUUCCUUUUCCUCUUCUUCGUCCUCGACAUGCGCUUCGGCGGCGAGGGAUUUUCAACAGGCGUCCCCUCAGAUUCCACUCCAUCAUCGUUAAGAUCGAUGGAUUCAGACCCGAUUCAGGUUUUGCUCAUCUUCUCCCUCAGCCGAACGAACUGGUGGCUGUUCGUCUUCUCCCUCACACUAUCGCUGCUAUAA